UUUUUGCCGGCUCUUAUGGGAAUUAAGCACUCGUCCCGCUGCAUGCUCCUCAGGAGAAAAAUGGCGGAGUCUGAGAGCAGUGAGCAACCACAGCAACAGCCACAGCCACAGCCAAUCCGCAUAAUUCCAUCCCAGUCGGCACAGCCCACCUCAUUGCCCAAGCCGGUGCCUUCCAUCCAGCAUGCCGCGAGGACUCCUUUGCCGCCACAUACGCCCCAUGCCGCCAGCCUUCCUAGCUGUCCCGGGCGGGGCAAGAUGUCCAAAUUCCUUAGCCCGGAGGAGAUGACCUCACGUGACUACUACUUUGACUCAUAUGCACACUUUGGUAUACAUGAGGAGAUGCUGAAGGACGAAGUGAGGACGCUCACCUACAGGAAUUCCAUGUACCACAACAAGCACGUCUUCAAGGACAAAAUAGUGCUGGAUGUUGGAAGCGGGACGGGGAUCCUGUCCAUGUUUGCGGCCAAAGCAGGGGCAAAGCACGUGUAUGGGAUUGAAUGUUCCAGUAUAUCAGAGUACUCAGAGAGGAUCAUCAAGUCCAACCACCUCGACAGUGUGAUCACCAUCUUCAAAGGAAAGGUGGAGGAGGUGGAGCUUCCUGUUGAGAAGGUUGACAUCAUAAUAUCCGAGUGGAUGGGCUACUGCCUGUUCUAUGAAUCCAUGCUCAACACCGUCAUCUUUGCCAGGGACAAGUGGCUGAAACCCGGUGGAUUAAUGUUUCCUGACCGUGCCUCUCUGUAUGUGGUUGCCAUAGAAGACAGGCAGUACAAAGACUUCAAAAUACAUUGGUGGGAGAACGUGUAUGGCUUUGACAUGACCUGUAUCCGUAAUGUGGCCAUGAAGGAACCACUGGUGGACGUAGUGGACCCCAAACAGGUGGUGACAAACUCCUGCCUCAUCAAGGAAGUGGACAUCUACACGGUAAAGGCUGAAGACCUCUCAUUUACCUCAGCGUUCUGCCUGCAGAUCCAGAGGAACGACUACAUCCAUGCACUGGUCACCUACUUCCACAUUGAGUUCACUAAGUGUCACAAAAAGAUUGGUUUCUCCACCGCGCCAGAUGCUCCAUAUACCCACUGGAAGCAGACGGUGUUCUACCUGGAGGACUACUUGACGGUACGGAGAGGAGAGGAGAUCACUGGCAGCAUUGCUAUGAAGCCCAAUGAGAAAAACACUCGAGACUUGGACUUUACCUUCGAGCUGGAUUUCAAAGGACAGCUGUGUGAAGCGGCCAUAGCCCACGACUACAAGAUGCGCUAAUUUCGACUGGGGGACUUUGGUGCCCCAUUGAGUAUAAUCCCCUGAGCACCAGAGGGAGACAGAGACACUCCCAUGACCCUAGACGAUGUAUGAGGGGCAUAAGAGAAAAGACCAGGCCAAAGACCAAGCAGAGGUGGCCCCACUGACAAUAUCACAAGCUUGUCACUACAGUAUAUGAUGAAGGCAGGAAGUUACUGAUGCCGACUGUUAAACCAUUUUGAAUGUAACACUGACAAAAACAGGCCAGGAAUACUCUCUAGUCUUGAUGGGUGUUAUUGGUUAUUGAUGUGUGUAUAUGUGAGAUGGAGUGAUGUACCUGUGUGUUUUGUUGUUUUCCACACUAACCUGGACCUUAUGAAGGGAUAGUUUUUAAAUUACAGUAGUACUAAUUAAUUACUGUACUGUCCAUUUUCUGCUAUAGGUAGCCAAUCAAUUUAAGGUGUAAUUCUUAUGUCAUAUUAUGUACUGUAGGGAAUGAUUAUCAGAGAAACACUUUCAUUUAUAGCUGUAUCAAUUUAGCAAUGUUGGAAUACUAACAGCCAAGGAUAAACCUGCGUAUGUGCGUUAAUGUGAAAUGUGAAAGGUAACGUGUUUGCAUAGUCAGUGUACUAGUAGCUUCUUGUGAGUGUGUAAUAGAAGGUGUCGCAGCUCACACUGUUGCACAGCAUGGACUCCAGAUGUGUUGUCCGUCUGAGCUGUGAUGUUGACAUGCCAAUAACAUACCUUCCCCAUCCCCAAUGCCUUGACCAAGUGCCGAAGCGUACCUAGUUCUUUUCCGCACUGCUGCAUUUAGCUUUUUUUCCCUAUAGUUUCAUAUGAAGAUGCUAGCCACCUGUUUUGUUUAGGUUAGAUAUUAGUUAAAACACAGGGUCAAGCCAUGAAUCUUCUUUCAGUCUAAAUCCUGACAUGAUUUACAGCAAGCAGUUUAACCCCACAUAUCUUAGUAAAUCCUAGCAACUAGCUCCAAUCUCCAAUUUGUUUCUAUAGGAAAUGCCGAAAUAAUAAUAAUGCUUGAUGACCUGCAGUAUCCCGGCACUAAUAUCUUGGUUUGAAGCUUAUGACAUUGAGAAUUCUGCUUCUUGUAACAUGCAUACAGGUUUCUUGUAUACUAUCACAUGAUGUGGUACUGGAGUUUACAGAAUGUAUCUCAGUCUAAAACGUACUGCAUUGCACUCAGUGACAGUAGGACACACUGCAGUGUAUUAAAGCUGAUGAAAAUCAUCUUUCCACUUCACCUGUGCUCUUACUAAUGUCAUUGCCAAGGUACCUGCUGAAGGGUUGUCUUCACUCAAGAUGCGGAUCUAGGCAAAGAUUACCUUAAAACUAUUAGCGUUUCUACUAUUAGCCUCAAUAAAACAAAACAUUUUCUUUGCUUUGAAACCAUUUGCUAAAACAUUCUCUUUCCCAGAUUGUAAUUAUAUUAUCUUGUCCAGAGACAAGAACCAGCCUCAACUCCCCUGUCUUAUAUAUCGUGCAGAAGCCCCAGUGAAUCUUUUCAGUGCUGUAACCAAAAUGUACAGCACUGGGGAAUAAUGGAAGAAGCUAGGUAAGUUAUAAAGCAUGCAACUAAUGCUAGUAACAAUCAACAAGUUCAGUAUCCAACCGAGUGCUGCCUUCUCAGAGCACAUUGUGUCUGAGAUCCUGUGUGUUUUAUAGGGCGUUCCUUGGUACAAAUACACAGUACAAGGUUAUGAGUCAUUAAUGCUUACUUAUCAUGUUUAUACAUAUACAAUGAAAUUUGGCUGCUCAAAUUAAACAACAAACCUAGUUAGCCAUAUAGUAUAAGUCAUUCAAAUUCAAAUAAAUUGGCAUGUUCCACAUGUAUUACUAUCUUUUGAAAGAAAAAUUGAAUGUGUUGUUUUACAUAUUGUCAUGUCAACCUCA
This is a messenger RNA of Morone saxatilis (striped sea-bass), 3144 nucleotides long. RefSeq names its product protein arginine N-methyltransferase 8-B (gene prmt8a). Gene Ontology annotation, cellular component: plasma membrane. NCBI's taxonomy places the organism in Eukaryota, Metazoa, Chordata, Actinopteri, Moronidae. The coding region runs from base 16 to 1260 and encodes 414 amino acids. The transcript is spliced from 10 exons. Gene Ontology annotation, molecular function: protein-arginine N-methyltransferase activity. Gene Ontology annotation, biological process: peptidyl-arginine methylation. The record is from RefSeq and is a predicted model, not a curated record.